Messenger RNA from Lolium rigidum, 1191 nucleotides. RefSeq lists its product as uncharacterized. The transcript has 2 exons. Gene Ontology annotation, molecular function: zinc ion binding. The record is from RefSeq and is a predicted model, not a curated record. Lineage: Eukaryota; Viridiplantae; Streptophyta; Magnoliopsida; Poales; Poaceae. Bases 1 to 741 code for a protein of 246 amino acids.
AUGGCCGUGGGCGUCGGCGCGCAGUCGGCAGUCGCCGCCGAGGCCGGGGACAUCGAGUGCGGCGAGCGGCGGCGCGCGGACGAGUUCGUGGACGACAACGACGGCGAGGACAGCCAGUACUUCACGGACGCAGAGGACCGGUCGUGGCCCUCGCACUCGCGCCACGAGUCCGCCGCCGCCUACGAGGACUGCAUCUCGCGGUGCGCGUCCGCCCGCACGAGCUCCUUCGGUGGCGGCGACAGCGACGGGGACAUCGAGGCCGGCGGCGGCGAGCACUUGAGGAAGUCGUCGUGCGUGUCCGAGUGCUCGCUGGACGACGUCGACCUGGAGGCCGGGCUGGCCGAGGUCAUCAAGGGCAGCCCCGACAAGGCCGAGAGGAACUGCCGCAUUUGCCACCUGGGCCUCGAGAGCGCGGCGGCCGACUCCGGCGCCGCCAUCACGCUCGGCUGCUCCUGCAAGGGCGACCUGUCCUACUCCCACAAGCAGUGCGCCGAGACCUGGUUCAAGAUCAGAGGCAAUAAGACCUGUGAGAUCUGCAGCUCAACCGCAUGCAAUGUGGUAGGUUUUGGCGAUGCGGAGGUCACUGAACAAUGGACCGAGUCAAGCACAGCAGCUGUGCAAUCGCUACCAACCGAAAACCAGAGGUUUUGGCAAGGGCAUCGGUUCCUCAACUUCCUUCUUGCUUGCAUGGUUUUCGCCUUCGUCAUCUCGUGGCUCUUCCACUUCAAUGUCCCGGGAUGAGUUUUGUGCUCCAGGGGGACCUCAAUAAAAGCCCCAGCACCAUUAACUGCAGACAUGAAUGUGUGUUAGAUUCGGCAAAUCUGAAGAACAGGCUAAGGUGAAGUUAAGUUAUGAAGAGGUACACAAAUGUAUGGUGGGGGCAUGAUGGCCCUGAAUUUGGCUGUGGUGUGGAAGGAUCUGAAUUCGGUACGACGAAAGGAAGCCUGAUGAGGAUUUCAAGAUUUGGGUGGAGAUAAGAGCGAAGAGUAGAAGAUGUGUUGUUCCGGGGGUCUGAAGAACGGGAUUUGUGUUAGUGUUAGUCGUUUCCUAGCUUUGCCUUGUUUGUCUGCUGCUUUGGUGUGAUCAUGUGCAGAUUUUCCUUUGUGUCUACCUUUGUUCGGAUGUUUAUGAUCCUGAUAAACAGGCCGGAUGAUGCGGUGACUGUCCUUAGCAAGAGAAGUUUGCUGCCAG